GGCUGCCUCCCGGCUCCGGCCCGGCCCGAGCAUCCCUCACCGGCAACGCCAGCCUGGGCCGGGCUUCCCGGGCGGGCUGCAGGACGGCGCAGACGCACUCGUUCCGCCUUCCCACCAAUCUCGACCCUCGACGCGUUCCGUUCGUGCGUGGAGGAGCCCGGCGGGAGGAGAGGCCGCUCCGUGGGCAGGGGCUGCGGCGCGCCCAGCGGCUGGACCCGGCGACGGCGCGGAUGGCGGACUCGCAGCCGUUCUGCGUGGCGGAGGAGCGCAGCGGCCACUGCGCCGUGGUGGACGGAAACUUCCUCUACGUGUGGGGGGGCUACGUGCAGGUCAUAAUCUUUUUGCUGGUGGAGGGUCUUGCUUUGAUGUUAAUGGCUGCUGACUCAUCAGGAUGGUGGUUGCUGAAGGCUAAAUGGCUGUGGCAAUUUCUUAAAUCUAUUGAAGACAAUGAAGUAUAUUUGCCUAAUGAUGAAAUUUGGACCUAUGAUAUUGAUAGUGGGUUGUGGACCAUGCACCUCAUGGAAGGAGAACUCCCUACCUCCAUGUCAGGAAGUUGUGGUGCUUGCAUUAAUGGAAAGCUGUACGUUUUUGGAGGAUAUGAUGACAAAGGAUACAGCAAUCGACUUUAUUUUGUUAAUUUGCGAACAAGAGAUGGAACCUAUGUUUGGGAAAAAAUCACCAGUUUUGAAGGACAACCGCCCACACCACGUGAUAAACUUUCUUGCUGGGUAUAUAAAGACAGAUUAAUAUAUUUUGGUGGCUAUGGGUGUAGGAGACACAAUGAACUCCAAGACUGUUUUGAUGUUCAUGAUGCAUCUUGGGAAGAACAGAUAUUCUGGGGAUGGCAUAAUGAUGUUCAUGUAUUUGAUACAAAGACACAGAACUGGUUUCAACCAGAAAUCAAAGGUGGAGUUCCACCACAGCCACGCGCCGCGCACACGUGUGCAGUUCUUGGGAAUAAGGGCUAUAUCUUUGGAGGACGUGUUUUGCAAACUAGGAUGAAUGAUUUGCACUAUCUGAACUUAGAUACCUGGACUUGGUCUGGAAGGAUUCCUGUUAAUGGAGAAAACCCCAAACAUCGGUCAUGGCAUACUUUAACACCAAUAGCUGAUGAUAAACUUUUUCUAUUUGGUGGACUAAGUGCAGACAAUAUUCCAUUAAGUGAUGGUUGGAUUUAUAAUGUCAUAACAAAUGGUUGGAAACAACUUAUUCACUUACCUAAAACAAGACCCAGGUUAUGGCAUACGGCCUGUUUGGGGAAAGAAAAUGAAAUAAUGGUAUUUGGUGGGAGCAAGGAUGAUUUACUUUCCUUGGAUACAGGCCACUGUAAUGAUUUAUUGAUCUUUCAAACACAGCCUUAUUCACUACUCAGGUCAUGCCUUGACUGCAUUGGCAAAAAUGCUAUAAUUUUAGAAAGUCAGAUAUCUUUAUUACCUCCUAAACUUCUGCAACAAGUACUCAAAAAAAUAACAUUUUGGACUGCAGCUAAUCACCGAGAAGAACAAAGAGCCCAAAAAGAAGAAACAGAAAAUAAGUAUCAGUGGAUCAUUAGCAAUUAAAUUGUCAUAUACUCUAUAUAUUUAAUAUGUGUAAACAUUUUAAUCAGACUGUAUAUUUACCCCCCAAAUUGGAGGCUUUAUUUAGAAGAUAAAAAUUGAAACAAAAAUGCUAUGUUAAAGUGAUUAUAUGUCAUGAAUAUAUGGGAAUUAGAUGUUAAUGGAAGAUUAUAUUUAUAUUUGUAAACUAAUUUCCUAAUAAGCUGCGGGAAGAAAUAUACUUUCUGAAAGUAAGAACAGUUGUAAGAGAUUUUAACUCACUGUGUACUCUUUACUGGAAAGUUUACAUGAAUUUGAGGAGAAUAAGAAAUUAACCCAAGGACUUUAGAAAUCCCCCAACAUAAUAAUAGAUAAAAGCAUUAUACAUCAACUUUCAGGAAGAAUGGAUGUUCUCAAGCCACUUUAAAAUUAAAGCUUCUCAUUAAAUAACCCAGUUAUUUAUAAAACUUCUCCUUAAAUAACUGAUCCAGCUGGGCAAAAUGAUAAAAUUGGCAAACACUGAUGUGUGUUUAGUACCGGCCUCCUACCCUUCUGCACUUACCUAGCAAAAUCUUGUUAAGCAUCGUCGUAACUUUUCCUCACCUUUAUUUAAGGAGCGGAAUACAUGUCUUCAAUUGUCCAUUACUCCUAAGUUAUUAGUUUGUCCAAAUUUAUAUAUAUAUAUAUUAUAUAUAUAUAAUAUAUAUAUAUAUAAAGACCAUGUUUUAAAGUGUCUAAAGUGGAGGUUUGCUUAUCAUACAGGCUUUGAAAUAUUGAGAAGCAGUAGAUGUAUUAACUUUUCAGACACAUUAAAAAAUACUUUUGCUUUGGAAGAGUGCUUCUAAAGCAGUUUUUGUAAGUAAUGAAAUGGGAUGAUAACCUAGUAAUUUGCCUGUAUAGAAACCCUGCUAUUUGGCCCACACCACUCUACAGAGCUGGUACUCAAGACCCACGAACCUGGAAAUAUGUUCUUCUCCCACUGAUGGUCAGUAUUAACUGCCUCUACGGAAAUGGCACACUGUAUUUAUCUUUAUAUUCCUUAAACUAGUACUUUUGCCAUAAUUAAGAAAUUACUCAUAUUAUCGGUUAUACCCUUCCACUGAAUUAUUAAUAACAAUGAAUUAUUUAAAAGCUCAGUAUAUGAAAUUAUUCUCCAUAAUACCACCAUUCAGGUUAUCUCUAAAAUUUAAAAUGUUAGAGAGAAUAUAUUUCUAUAUUGAAAAAUAUAUGUAAUUUAUAAUAUAGUAGCUUAUACUAGGUCAUUAAAUUUUACAGGUAUAUUUUAUAUAUGUACUGUAUUUUGGAUGUGUAAAGCUUCUAUUUAUGUAUUGAAAUACUUUGUGCUUACAUUUUAUUUAUUAUAUGAACCAUAUAUACUAUUUUCCUAGUUUUGUUAGUGUGAACCAGUCAUUAGAGUUGAUUGUGCAAAUAAUA
Molecule: messenger RNA, 2969 nt
Organism: Canis lupus familiaris (dog)
Lineage: Eukaryota; Metazoa; Chordata; Mammalia; Carnivora; Canidae
Gene: KLHDC1
Product: kelch domain containing 1
Exons: 14
Coding region: 231-1559 (442 amino acids)
Molecular function (GO): protein binding
Source: RefSeq, a predicted model, not a curated record